CGCUCACUCCCGUCGAAACAAGAAACAAGAACCCGAUACUCUCUCUCUCUCUCUCUCUCUCUAUUUUUCCUUCUUCAACGCUUCUCAACUAUUCAUUCACCACCCCACACCAACACUAUCACCUCAUGAUCACACGUACUCUUAUAAAUAAUAACGCGUCUUCGUUCGUUCCAUCUCACGCUCCCCAUGAAGACUCGUCACAACAAGUCAACAACACCACCUAAUAUAAAUAACAAAGCCAAAAGCCACCCUUGAUAUCAUCAUAACUCCACACACUCUUCAGUUUCUUUCUGAUCAUCACAACACAAUGGCCAAUUGGGCUACCCUAAUUCAAAACUGUGUUUCCAAGAAACCAAACCACCAACUCACAAGACUCUACCUUCUCUCCUUCACAACUUUUCUCUGCACCAUCUUCUACCUCCUCGGCCUCUGGCACCACGCGCCGCCCUCCCUCCCCGCCGCCGCAAUCACCACCAUCACCACCACCCACCCCAAUUGCCUAAAUUCAAACCCCACACUCAACUUCUCCGCCACCCACUUCCCCCCCGACCCCGACGCGUCGCGUGACUUCCACGCGCCGCCCUGCGCCGCCUCCCUCUCGGAGUACACCCCCUGCGAGGACGUGCAACGCUCCCUGAAGUUCCCGCGCGAGAACCUCAUCUACCGGGAGCGGCACUGCCCGACGGAGGAGGAAUUGCUCCGGUGCAGGGUUCCGGCACCUUUCGGGUACCGCGUGCCGCUGCGAUGGCCGGAGAGCCGCGACGCUGCGUGGUUCGCGAACGUGCCUCACAAGGAGCUGACCGUGGAGAAGAAGAACCAGAAUUGGGUCCGGUUCGAAGGGAACCGGUUCAGGUUCCCCGGCGGUGGGACCAUGUUUCCACGUGGCGCCGACGCGUACAUCGACGACAUCGGAAAACUCAUUGACCUUAAAGAUGGGUCCAUCAGAACCGCCCUAGACACUGGCUGUGGGGUUGCAAGUUGGGGUGCCUAUCUUCUGUCACGUGACAUAUUAGCAGUGUCAUUUGCACCAAGAGAUACACAUGAAGCUCAAGUUCAAUUUGCUCUUGAACGAGGAGUUCCUGCAUUGAUUGGAGUUCUUGCCUCAAUUAGGCUUCCUUACCCAUCAAGAUCCUUUGACAUGGCCCAUUGCUCACGUUGCCUCAUUCCCUGGGGUCAGAAUGAGGGGAUUUAUUUGAAUGAAGUUGAUCGAGUUCUACGUCCAGGUGGGUAUUGGAUUCUAUCAGGGCCACCCAUAAACUGGGAGAAUCACUGGAAUGGUUGGAAGAGGACUCGUGAGAGUCUCAAAGAGGAACAGGAUGGAAUUGAGAAAGUGGCAAAAAGCUUAUGCUGGAAAAAGUUGGUGCAAAAGGGUGACCUUGCAAUAUGGCAGAAGCCCACCAAUCAUAUUCACUGCAAAAUCACGCGAAAGGUCUACAAGAAUAGACCCUUCUGUGAGGCAAAGGAUCCCGAUACAGCAUGGUACACUAAAAUGGAUAUCUGCUUGACACCACUGCCAGAGGUGAAUGACAUCAGAGAAGUUAGUGGCGGCGAAUUGCCAAAGUGGCCCCAGAGACUAAAAUCAGUUCCACCAAGGAUUAGUAGUGGAAGUUUGAAGGGAAUUACAGGUAAGAUGUUUAAAGAAAACAAUGAGUUAUGGAAGAAGAGAGUAGCAUACUACAAGACCCUGGACUAUCAGCUAGCAGAGCGUGGGAGAUACCGUAAUCUGCUUGAUAUGAAUGCUUACUUGGGAGGCUUUGCAGCUGCACUGAUUGAUGAUCCUGUGUGGGUGAUGAACACUGUUCCUGUUGAGGCUGAGGUCAACACACUUGGUGCCAUAUAUGAACGUGGAUUGAUUGGAACCUAUAUGAAUUGGUGUGAAGCCAUGUCCACUUACCCUCGAACUUAUGACUUCAUACAUGGUGACUCAGUUUUUAGCCUCUACCAGAACAGGUGUAAAAUGGAGGACAUUCUUCUUGAGAUGGAUCGAAUUUUGAGGCCAGAAGGAAGUGUAAUCUUGCGAGAUGAUGUGGAUGUGUUGUUGAAGGUGAAGAGUUUCACAGAUGCAAUGCAAUGGGAAUCUAGAAUUGCAGACCAUGAAAAGGGGCCCCACCAGAGAGAAAAGAUUUUGUUUGCAGUUAAGCAGUAUUGGACUGCACCAUCUCCUGAUCAAAAAUAAACACAGAAACCUCUAAACUGAUCUGUUUUUUUAUUGGCUCGAGAAUUUGUGUAAUUUUUUUAUUUCUAAAAAUGUCCGGAAUUUUUUUUCUCCACAAUUCUAUUUUUUUCCAACCCCUGCUUAUGUGGGUGGUGCAAAGUGAAAAUUUCUUUAGCAAUUAUGGCUCCUCAAGGUUCUUAUUUUUUCGGUGACUUAUCUAUCUUGUAACAAUCCUCCAAAUCUAUCAAUCAAAUGAGAUUGAGUCAAA
This is a messenger RNA of Glycine soja, 2423 nucleotides long. RefSeq names its product probable methyltransferase PMT15. The transcript has 6 exons. The record is from RefSeq and is a predicted model, not a curated record. Gene Ontology annotation, cellular component: endosome; trans-Golgi network; cytoplasm. Gene Ontology annotation, molecular function: methyltransferase activity. NCBI's taxonomy places the organism in Eukaryota, Viridiplantae, Streptophyta, Magnoliopsida, Fabales, Fabaceae. The coding region runs from base 308 to 2176 and encodes 622 amino acids.